GUUGAGCAAAAACCGAAGGCCGAAAACAGUCAUCAAUAUUUCCAUCUCCAUCCGCAUCUGCAUCACUGUGGGAAGCAGGAAAUGGAGGAGGAACCCAUCAGAGAAGCUUCAAAAGAGGUCUGUAGAGAGUUCGAAACCCUAAUUGAUGAGCGAGAUCUGGAUUCACUCAAGCAAUUGCAGCUUCUCAUAUUGGGAAGGUUGCAGGACAGCAACGCAGUGCUGUCUCAUUUUAAUGAAUUUUCAGAGAAUUGUUUCGCAGAGGUUUCUGCUGAUUUUUCAAGAAACACGCGUCUCUUAAAAUCUAUGAAGUCUGAUCUUGAUUACAUCUUUCAAAAGCUAAGGAGCAUGAAAGCCAAAAUUUUGGCAACUUAUCCAGAUGCUUUUCCAGAUGGAUCCGCAAAAGAAGUGCUUGACCGGAGACCAGACCUUGAAAUGCCUUGAUAACCUUACUGGAAUAGGUUUACAUGGAAGGAAUUCGGUUCGCACUCAUCCACAGGUGAAUGCAUUAUAUACCUAAAUAGAUGGAAGGGGUGUGCUUACUCAUUGUGGAGCAAUUGUUAAAGGCAAAUUGGGAAUUGGGAAUUGAUAGUAAUUGUAUAAUGUGUGAUUUCUGGAAAAAGAAAAAAACAAUUAUACAAUUUAUGGAAGAUGGUUACACCUACUAUUAUGUUGAUUGUGGGAGGAACUAUGAAUUGUGAUUUAAGUUUGUUUGGUGUGUGUUCAUAUCUUCUAUAAUCUUUUUUUAAGGAUUGAAUGUAACGAACUUAUUCAGAGUAAACUGGUUAUUGUGAAUGGAUAUGUAUAUGUAAUGAGUGGAAGA
Molecule: messenger RNA, 820 nt
Organism: Populus trichocarpa (black cottonwood)
Lineage: Eukaryota; Viridiplantae; Streptophyta; Magnoliopsida; Malpighiales; Salicaceae
Exons: 4
Coding region: 82-441 (119 amino acids)
Biological process (GO): lysosome localization
Cellular component (GO): BORC complex
Source: RefSeq, a predicted model, not a curated record